CACGUGCCUUUCUGUUUUGCAUAUUGACCACACCACGGUGCCGUUCGAUCGGCGCAGCGGAUCUCACCAAUGGGUGGCAAGAUUAGUGCCCUUGGAGGGCCUAGCCUGUCAAACUUGCUGCAGAGCAGCAGCAAGGAAGACCACGACAGCUUUGAUCGAGCCUUCGCCAAGUUCCCGGCCACGCCCUCGCGCACCUGGGGAUUCCAAGCGAAAACGGAUGCGAUCUACGCCAACGACAGCUGGCUUUCCACACAGAAGCGCAUUCGCCUCAGCGACAUCAACCGCUUCCUAGAGCUGCGACCCUACCCGGGAAAGCCGGCUGGUGGCAAGAUCGAAUUCCCUGGAGACUACAACAUGGUGUGGGGAAAUCCCGAGUGGCUCAUUCCCGAAGAGCAAAACUACAACCUGUCCUUCAGCCGGCAGCAGCACCACGACAUGGGAGGGGCAGCUGUGGCAGCUGUGCUUCUGGGGGAUGUGAGGCUAGCGCCAAGCCGGACAAAGGCUUUGACGAGCUUCUUCUAGCCCAGCCUGGGCUCCAGGGGGCUUAGGACCCCUUGUUGAUCCCACAAGCUGAGGCUGGAUCCAGAUCCCACAAGCUCCAGCUCCGAAAACGACCCGAAACGGCCACCAGAAUAGGCGGAGGGGGUCCUUCUGGCCGAAGGUCGGCCUACAGGAUCUUUGACCCGGAUGUUUUCCAAGCAAAGUCCUUGGAAGUAGGUGGAUUUGCUUGACAAGCAGGAAAGGCAG
Durusdinium trenchii is the source of this 747-nucleotide messenger RNA. Lineage: Eukaryota; Dinophyceae; Suessiales; Symbiodiniaceae. The record is from the annotation of a GenBank genome assembly.